Molecule: messenger RNA, 462 nt
Organism: Emiliania huxleyi CCMP1516
Lineage: Eukaryota; Haptophyta; Isochrysidales; Noelaerhabdaceae
Exons: 1
Coding region: 1-462 (153 amino acids)
Source: RefSeq, a predicted model, not a curated record
AUGUUUGCUACCGACCACGGACACGACGAGGUGGUUCGCUGGCUGGAGGCGUCGGCCUCGUACUCGCCGCUGCACCACGUGGAGGUGCUCACCGGGCGGCGGACGGUCGAGCUGCUCCGCGGCGACGCUUGCGCGUCCUACAACCUCCGGAGCGGCCGCUCGAUUCGACCCCUGCGCCCGCGCGCGCCGUUCCGGCCGCCGUGUGCGCCGCCCCGCACCGAGACGCCGUACGAGCUGGCGCUCGCGCGGCCCGAGCUCCCGGCCUCGCAGCUCAUCCUCGCCGCCGCAUCUCCGUGGAGCCCCGCCUCGCACAGGCUGUGGGAGCCGUGGUUCCGGGAGCGUGCGACCGUCCUGUGCACGAUUGGCUACAAGCUCGCCUAUCGCCUCAACCGGGAGGAGCACUCGUUUGUGGACGUGUGGGUCAGCCACGUGCUGCCCAAGGCGAUGGCCGAGAGUGUGUGA